Molecule: messenger RNA, 5596 nt
Organism: Spodoptera litura
Lineage: Eukaryota; Metazoa; Arthropoda; Insecta; Lepidoptera; Noctuidae
Source: RefSeq, a predicted model, not a curated record
UUUGGUAUUGUUGCUGCUGGUGUUUCCAGGUGUAAUAGUGUUUUUUAAACUGUGGAAUACUGGAUUCAAAUAUAUUAACUAAAGUACAAAUUGUUCCUUCCUUCAAUACUUUAGAGCUUUUUUUUGUAAUUACAGUCUUGGAAAUUCCAUUCUCAGUCUUCUUGUAUUUGUAGUCUUCACGCUCCCAUUGCACCCAUUUCGCGCUCAAAUUUGCCUGAUCUUCUGCAAGGUGGUAAUCCAACUUUGAUAGUUUGCAUGCCUCACAUUCGCCGUUCAUACAUUUAAAUGACUCCAAGUUGCAACUUACUAGUAAUAAGACAUCUUUCACAGAUUUGCAAUUUAGCAACAGUUUAUGUACGUGCAGAGCAUGCAACAAAAAGUCGAAAUUACCAUGCUUGAUGCAUAAACAAGUUUCUCGGUUUUGUACGCCCGGAGUUAAGACGAAAAAAGGCUUAUAUUUGUAGAAUGUUGCUAGGCUGUAUCUACCACCUUCAGAUUUAUAUAUUUGGUAUAAUUUGACUUAUGUAUCCGUUAGAUAUCGUAUCUGUUCUUUUCUCUUUGAUUUUUUUUCAGUACGACAUUCUUUUUUACCAGCAGUACAUCUGCUGAUAUUGUCCUGUAAGUAGAAACUUUCUAUUUCUCUUUUUAUUGUAUUAUUUCUUAAAGCUUCUUUACGUUUUCUUAUUUUACCUUUCAAGCCUAUUAAAUUUGUAACAUAUGUUUUCUUCCUAGCACGUAUUACAUUUUCGUUAAGAACUAUUCUUUUAGCGAUCCUUUUUUCUUGUUGAGUUUUACAUUGUUUUAGUGUCUGUUUUAGUGUAAAUUCUAGAAUUUCUUGCCUUGUUUUCAUCUUAUCAAUAAGUUCUUCAGUUUUUUCAUAUUUUUUUUUAAGUCUGUAUAACUGCUUUCGAGCUGUCUCUAAACGAGUUGUUAGUAUUCCUAUUCUUUUAAGAGCUAUAUUAUACUUUUUCGCUAAUUUGGUAUUCCUUCGCUUUACCUGUAUGGAAACAAUAGGCUCAGGAGUCUGCAGUGGCGGUACGCAGCUUGCAGAACGAUUUUCCUUUUUAAUUUUUUGUUUACGUUUUUGGUUUCUCCAUUUCUCUCUUUGUUUUUCUUUCUCCGCUUCUGAGAGAUCAGACACUUUUUUGAUUUUUGAUUUUACGAAAGCUGCAUGUUUUUUCUUGUAUUCUUCAAAUUUUAUUGGGUCUUGCUUUAAUUUGUCCCUGUGUCGUCUAACUCUCUCAGCUGAUGUGAGAGGCAUUUUUAUCACCUAAUGAUCAAAUUACAAUUUAAAUACUUUUCUCUAACACUCUUUCAAACAAUAAAGUUGGCAAGGAUUCUAAAGAUACCGUAUCUAAAUCGGUUCAGUUGUUAAAAGCGUGUACGCCCGCCGUACGGCAUUUCAUACAACAACACAAACACAUAAACAGGAUAGGUAAGUACAUAGGUAAAAAGUUAGUUGAAAACAGUUUCGCCAAAUUGUGUAACAGUUAAAAUAUACCGCUUUUAAAUUUUUCAUUGUAACAGAAAUUUCCAAAAGUAUUUUUCUUUUAAAUAAGAUAUUUCGAAAAUGUUCUCAACUAACUUUAUAGACUUAUGUAUCCUGCUUAUGUAUGUAAAGUUUCAUUAAAAUCAGUCAAUUCAAAACAGUUGCUAGUUUUAAUGACUUUGUGUCUAUUUUAAUAACGCAAUAAAAUAUUAUGUGAUCUGACGGAACGCUGUUCGUCGUGAAUACAGCUUUAGCGUUCCACUGACUAACAAUUUUCUCCAUUGAGUAACGUUUUCGUCAGAAUUAGUCAGUGGAAUGUAACGAAAGUCCGACAAAAAAUAUGUUUGCACUUUUAUUUCCAUGAUUUGCCGUUAUAUAAAGGAAAUUAUGCAUCAAUUUAUAAAACUAUUAACUAAUAGUUCGUAAAUUAAGUAGGAAACGUGUAAAAAAUUGUUCAAUUACCUUAAAAAGUGCCGCUAGUCACUGGAUCUAUUUUAUGCACACACUAUACGCGUCCUCCUUGUAUCGGUUGUGCACGAUGACAGAGAAUUUGUUGUCAAGAUGGCGGCAGUCAACCAGACAGCUUAGUAAUGUUGCCAACCAAAAAAUAUAUUUAUAAUUUUGUAAUAUUUUUUUAAAACCACUUAAAUUCGCGUUAAGCGCAAUACACAUUGAGACAUAUGUCGGCAACUUUUUGUCGGCGGUAUAGUUGGCGGCUUCACUUAUUACAAGUCGGAGAAUUUGGUCGGCGGCAUGUCGGCGGCUUGAGAUAAGAAAUUUAUUUGGCAGUCAGUGAUUACCCCGUGUCGAUAAAGGUUGUGUGGUUGUGCGAUAUAAUUUUGAUGGUGUAUCUUCGAUAAUUCAGUAAAUAGAAAUAAUCUUAAAAAUGGACGAUGGCAGUGAUCUGUUGAUAGCAGCUUGUGGAAUGUUUAUUGCUGGAUCGCUACAAAAGGAACGAAGCUGUUGGGUUAGACCUAGUUUACUGAGUCGCAAUUGUUAUAGCAAUCAUGACAGAUUAAGAGAUUUGAAAGCAGAUGACUUGAUUGUACAAAAUCCCAUACAUUUUAAAACAUUCAUGAAAUUAACCAAUACCGACUUUGAAUAUUUAUUGAAUAUUGUUGGGCCGAGAAUAGGUAAAAAAGAUACAAAUUGCAGAAUUGCAAUUUCGUCACAAGACAGAUUAGCAAUAACAUUAAAAUACCUGAGUACGGGCGAAUCAUUCAUUAGCCUUUGUGAUGUGUUCAAAGUAUCUCCUCAAAUUAUAUCAUACAUUAUCCCAGAAGUAUGCCAAGCUAUAAUCGAUGGCCUUUCGGAGUAUGUAAAGGUAAAAUUAAAUGUUUAACUUUUUUAAAUAAACCUAAAUGUUGAUAAAUAUAAAUUUUAAAUAGAUUUAUAUUUUUUGUGCUGUUUAAUUUAGUUCGAAGUAUAAUUUAGUUAAUGUUCUUAUUUUAGAUUCCGAGAACUUCAAACGAAUGGAAAAAAGUUGCAGAUAGAUAUCUGGAUAGAUGGAAUGUUUCUAAUUGCCUUGGAUCAAUGGACGGAAAACACGUAAAAAUUCAAUGUCCACCAAGAAGUGGAAGUGAAUAUUUUAACUAUAAAACUUAUUUCAGUAUUGUACUAUUUGCAUUAGUGGCAGCAGAUUACAAGUUUUUAUACGCUAAUGUUGGAUGUCAGGGUCGCAUUUCAGAUGGCGGUGUUUUUAAUAACUCUGCGUUAUGCAGAAUGUUAAAUAACAAUUCUUUAAAUUUGCCGGACAACAAACCUCUACCUGGGAGAAAUGUACCAGUGCCAUAUUUUUUUUUGGGUGAUGAUGCUUUUGCAUUACAAACCCACAUUAUAAAAUCUUACGAUGGUAAUCACACAAAAAGAUCUCAAAUACACAACUCACUUAGGUAAUUAGUAUUAGAUAAACAUUAUGGUCCACUAACCUGUAAAAGAAACAACAUUAAGAGCUAUUGCUUCAAACAAUCCUUUGUAUCCUUAUUUUAAAAAUAAUUUUCACAAAUAUCUUUCGCGCUUAUUCUAAAAUCUCGAGACGAAACAAAACCAUUGUCUUUGACAUAGUGGAAAAAAGCUGUCACCACAGAUUAUACUGACGUAUAAAGUCUAAACUAAAAUACGCGGGAAAUUUAAAUUAAAUGAAGGGCUAACUUAGCUUCUUCAUUUACAUAUAUAUAACUCAAAAUCGCCCAAAAUGUCGCUUAAACCAAAUAGUCCGUUAUCCCUCGACAUUAUUAUCAUAAUCACAUCAUUAAAGCAGUAGGACCUGCAUAAUAAUUACAAGGUAACUUUGUGUGGUUGUAUCGUAAAUUGUUUGGUAUCGUAGAUACAGUUUUAUACAGGUUCCAUGAAAAAAAAAAAUAUAAAUGAAUGUAUGUAAAUGAAUGUAUGUAAUGUCGCAAUAUAAAUGACGACAUCUCCCUAAUUCGUCUCUACUCUUCUGGGUAGCAAACAAAAGGAUCCUCCUUUUACCGUCAUUAUAAUCCGCAAGGAUGAAGUUGCAAAAUGAGUUUGGCACCUAAAACAAGAAAAUGCUGUUUAUUUAUGGUCAUUGACAAUGAUCGGGUAAUUAGGUACACACGGCUGUACAUCAAGCUGUACAAAAACCAGUAUAAGCUGACCGUUCAAUCUAUGGAAAGAUCAUAUAAAGCGAGUCCAACACAAACUGGUUUUGUAUAGCUUGAUGUGUAGCCGUGUGUACAAAAACUUUUACAAAAAUAACGAUGUUGACAAGUCGGGCCUAAGCGCCUUUAGGCUGGAAACAGUGCUCGACCGACGGUCAGUGCUGACCGUACGUCAAGACCGUCAGCGCUGACCGUCGGUUCCAAAAAUGCAUUUAGUGCUACGCUGACGGCGAACUGUAACGCGUGUGUACAGUUCACAUGUAAAAUGAAUCCUUUUGCUGUAAAUGCUCUAAUAUGUGCACGCUAUUUUUUGCGCAAACGACGGAAUAGAAGGCGGCGAAGAUAUCAUGUACACCCAAUACUUGUAGAACGGUUGUUAGAAGGCGAGUUCUGCAAACUAUUUUCGAGAUUGCAAGAAGACGAGGAAAAGUUUUUUGAUUAUUUUAAGAUGUCAAUCAGAAGUUUUGAUGAACUACAAGCAAGGUUACAUGAUAUUUUGAAACAUUCCAAUAUGUUUCGAGCUCCGGUCCAACCUAUUGAAAGAUUGGCUGUGACUUUAAGAUACUUCGUGACGGGAGAGACAUUUAAAGAUCUUCAUUUUAGCUAUCGUUUGGGGGCUUCAACUAUUGGUGAAAUCAUUAAAGAAGUAUGUAAGAAAAUUUGGACUCUACUCCAUGAAGAGUGUCUUUCGAUACCUAAUUCACAGGAAGGGUGGCUACGAAUCGCUGCCGGUUUUGAAAAUACAGCAAAUUUCCCUAACUGCAUCGGUUGUAUAGACGGGAAGCAUGUCAGAAUAAUUUGUCCUAAAUAUAGUGGGAGUCUGUAUUCAAAUUAUAAAAAGUUUUAUUCUAUAGUUCUUUUAGCUAUGUGUGACUGUGACUAUCGCUACACCUAUAUAAAUGUAGGGGCAUAUGGAACAGAUUCUGAUUCAAAUAUUUUUCGAAGAAGUUCAUUAUUUACGAAAUUACACAACGGAGAAAUAAUAUUGCCUCCACCAAAACCAUUACCUCACACUACAGAACCUCUCCCAUAUAUGAUUAUCGGCGAUGCCGCGUUUGGUAUAUCGAACAAAAUUUUAAGACCUUAUGCACGAAGUAAUCUGACACAUAAGAAAAAAAUAUUUAAUUAUCGCUUAAGCCGUGCUAGAAGGUACAUUGAGUCUACAUUUGGAAUAAUGAGUAAUAAAUUUAAGAUAUUUCACAGACCAAUGAAUACUUCCCUACCGAAUACAAUAGCAAUAAUAAAGGCUUGUUGCCUUUUACAUAACUACAUUCGAGAAAGAGACGGGUACAGAAUACAGGAUACACUAACUGUUUUAGGGUUUGACCAAUCUCUUAAUACAAACAGUAAUAACAGCAGAUCAGGUGACACAAUAAGGGAUAAAUUUUCCAACUAUUUCGUUUCUCCCGCUGGUAGUGUACCGUGGCAAGAUACGUGUAUUUUUUAAUUAAAUAGUAUUUUACAACAAUAAUAACGUUUUAUU